Molecule: messenger RNA, 531 nt
Organism: Chelonoidis abingdonii (Abingdon island giant tortoise)
Lineage: Eukaryota; Metazoa; Chordata; Testudines; Testudinidae
Source: RefSeq, a predicted model, not a curated record
GUAUUAUUAAUAACUCUCUCCUCUCUCUACCUUAUUUCUAAAGUUCCCAACUCAGAUGACAAUCCUAGGGCUCUUACAUUGGAAGAUUAUUUGAAUGGAAAGUUUCAGUACAAAACAUUUUUUCCAUACUGGAUUUCAAGUCAUGAAUAUCUUCAUCAGACAGCAGAAGAUAACAUUAUUCUCUAUGAUGUUGAAACUGAGGACUCAGCUACCAUCUUGAGUAACGACACACUUAGAAAAGUUAAUGCCUCAAACUAUGCAUUAUCUUCUGAUAAACAAUUUAUAAUUCUGGAAAGUGAUCACACAAAGCUUUGGAGAUACUCUUAUACAGCAUCAUACCACAUUUAUGAUCUUCAAUACAGGCAUAUGUGUAUAAGAAUAAUAUCUUUUUGAAACUAUAUCCUGAAGAUCGAUCUAUUAAAAUAACUAGUAAUGGAAAAGAGAAUGUAAUAUUUAAUGGAAUUCCUGACUGGGUCUAUGAAGGUAAGUUAAUAUUGAAAACUGCAUUAAACAAAGCAGGGUUUGGUCAGA